AUGGAGGAAGGAGAGACGGACGUCGAAGAGGCAGAGUUCACCGAGGACCUAAGCAUCACCGGUCUCAAAUGGGCGGCGGCCUGGCAGCGAUGGAGCGUGCCCUCGAUCAUGUGGCGAUCGGGCGCGAGCCUCGGCAAGGGUCUCGGUUCCGGUUCCUCCAAUCCAGAGGGUUUCAAUUGUCCGGCCUGCGGCAGGGUUUACAAGCUGAAGAGCAGCCUGAGGAACCAUCAGAAGUGGGAAUGCGGCAAGGAGCCCCAGUUCCAGUGUCCCCACUGCGUCUACAGGGCGAAGCAGAAGAUGCACAUCGCGCGGCAUAUGGAGCGAAUGCACAAGGAGAAGAUCUACAAACAGGAGCUUGUAUAAGGGACGCGAGAGAACAUUUUCGGCCGCGGUCGCGCGCGAACAAGAUUACAAUUCGUCGGGAGGAAGAGUGAAGAGAAGAACGAAGAGAAGAUUGUGGGAAGAAAUAAGGAAGAUGCACAUUUUCUUCGCGCACGACCUCGAAGAUGGCGAAACGGGAUGAGGGAGAAAGUAUGCUGAAUGUACAGUGAGGACGAUAAUGAUUACGAUGACUAUCGAAGCUGAGAACCUUCUGCUUUUCGAGAGAGAGAGGGAGCCGCCCAACCCCUCGUCUCGAUCUUGGAUGCAUAUUUUUUUUAUCCUUUUUUUAAGGUUUAUUAUUAUGAAUCAAUUUUGAUUGAUUAUAAUUAAUUAAUUAUUAUUUUUAUGUAACGAGAUAUAUAUGCCGCGUGUAAACAAGAGAACGCGUCGAUUUCCCACCCGGGACGCAUUUUAUGGCCCAGAGACUUUAUUAUCCGACGUUGAAGCCAGACCAUUUGAUCUGCGCCCGAGGUCGCUGAUGGAUUCCAUGUAUUUGUUUUUUUUUUUUUUUUAUUUUUUUUAAGAUCGUAAUAUUCGUGAUACGUGGGAUCGAGAUGAGAACGGAUGUCCGUUCGAUUGUUAGACAGAAUUUUUCUCUCGUAGGGCCCGCCCCGGGUUGGACUGAGACCGUCCGGUAAACCGGAGCUCUUCCAUAGCAACCAUUCUGGUCACACUGGUUCCAUAUUUUUAAACGGGCGCAGCCGUGCGCGUGUGGCUCACUGGGGACAUAAAAAAAAAAGGGAAAGAAAGGGGAAGGGUGGACAAGAGAGGGUGGAGAGAGAGUUCGAGUAUUUCGAGAAGAUCUCGAAAACGCGGCCCCGUCAACAAAAAUGUCUGUCGAUCUGAUACACAUAUAUGCGCGACAGAACGGUAUCGUACGCGUCAGUUGUUCAACGACGCUAAAAAAAUAGAUGGAUCCUAGGAGACUGGUCUCCAAAGACGAGCCCGAACUUCACCCCUUUCAGACCUGACUGGCGAUCGCGCUAGAAUUUUGUAGGCUUUUUCUAUUUAUUUGGACGCAAUUUCUGGGCGACAAUUUCGGAACAAGAGCGAAAUAAAUCUGUAAUAUUCGCGGUUUUAUAUAUAAAAAUUACUUUUACAAAUUGUAGAGUUUUGUUAAUUAAUCUAGAAGUUAUAAAUUUAAUUCUACUCAUUUGCUGUUAAUAAAUUAUUUCGCUAAGAAAUUCA
Nylanderia fulva is the source of this 1569-nucleotide messenger RNA. Lineage: Eukaryota; Metazoa; Arthropoda; Insecta; Hymenoptera; Formicidae. The record is from RefSeq and is a predicted model, not a curated record.